Molecule: messenger RNA, 749 nt
Organism: Malaya genurostris
Lineage: Eukaryota; Metazoa; Arthropoda; Insecta; Diptera; Culicidae
Product: INO80 complex subunit C
Exons: 2
Coding region: 143-487 (114 amino acids)
Biological process (GO): chromatin remodeling
Cellular component (GO): Ino80 complex
Source: RefSeq, a predicted model, not a curated record
CACCCCUGAUUGUUGAUAGAAAACAAAUCAAAGGUACAGCAGCUUCCAAAACAAUAUCCGGAACAUUUUUAUGUUUCAUCGAGUUUAAUACCAGAUUUAAAAAUAUCCUUUUUAAUGACAUUAGAAAACUUUCGUUAAUAACAUGCAAGACUCAUCAUUACCCGUGUUUAAGAAGCAAACUCUUGCUGAGACAAAUCCAAUAGCGGGAAACAAGAAGCGUACAUGGAAAUCGCUUAAACAGAUCAUUGCCUACGAACGUACCUUACCCUGGAAGGAAUCGGAUGUGACGUAUUCCUCAAUAAACGCACCGCCAUCGUUUGUGCCAGCUAAAAAGUAUUCAGACAUUUCGGGGCUCAUUGCUCCCUACACUGACCCUCACUCCAAGCUGCAUUACCACAAUGCGGAGGAAUUUCAAACCGUCAGGAGUUUACCGAUGGAUCUUACAGCUGGAUAUCUGGCUCUUCGUGGAGCGAGUAGUAUUGUGUAAAUUUUGUUUAGUGAUUCGAUAAUAUACAGUAUGAUACAAUAUAAAUGUAAGAUAUGUAUUUACACUGCGAAAGGAUUUUCAAACUCAAAAAUCAGUGUCCUUUAGCGAUUAUCUAACCGAUCAACGCUCAGGCUUAUUGUAUUGUAUGUUAGAGAUAAUAAUUCAAAGUGACAAUACAAUACGGUAACCAUCGAAUAAAAUAUAUAAUUUACUUAUCAGUUAUCAUUGGUUCUGCCCAAAGACAUUAUCAAGAUAUCUAGCU